Molecule: messenger RNA, 1232 nt
Organism: Ruditapes philippinarum (Manila clam)
Lineage: Eukaryota; Metazoa; Mollusca; Bivalvia; Venerida; Veneridae
Exons: 4
Coding region: 671-1045 (124 amino acids)
Source: RefSeq, a predicted model, not a curated record
GUGCCUUCACCUCCUGACCUUCCUUGUAUUGAUCUAAUGGUAGUCUUGGCUCUACGAUAGAAGUCAUUUUAACAACACUUCCCUUGAUGGGAUCAUCAUUAACCCAAACUAUAAGAGCGUACAUGAUGAUCAAACAAUAACAAAAACUUAUAAACUUUCAAAUAACGUUGUUGCCUCUUCGCGCUUCCUUUUCAAAUAUAUCUGUGAUUAAUUAGCGAUAAUCUCGGGUCUCGCGAGUUUCUGGAAACAGUCUAAGAGUUCCUGAUUGGUUCCUGACAAUCACGUCAGCAUCUUACAUAAAAAAUAAAAUAAAAAAAAGCUCAACGAAUGAUUCGUCAAAUUCACGUUAAUUUAUUCUUCUUUAAAACAAGAAAUAAUAAUAAAUAUAAUAUCUAAUCUGCAAAAAAUACAGCUUCAGCAGCCGUUUUAACAGCAGUUCGUUUGUUUACGUCACUUACGGAAAGUAUCGGAAAUUAGGCGCCAUUUUAUUCAUGUAUAUACAGUGCAGAAUGUAAACAACAUUAAGAUUAUCUUUUUUAAACACAAAUAAAUCGUCAUGUGAUCACAGAGGCUUUCCAGUUUAAAUAUAUCAUUGAAAAAUGGCACGGGACACAGAAAAAUGGUGUAAAUGGCUAUUACACAGAUUGACAACAAAAACAAAAAUCAAUAAAUGGCGAAAAGGUUUUACAGUAUAAUGAUGGAAGAAGAAUUUAUUUUACAAUGCAAGCAGGAUGACAACUCCUGGAAGUGUCCUGUCAUGACUUGUGGCAAAAUUUUGAGCAGGAAACAAACUCUUAAAAGCCAUAUUGUAAAUCAGCAUAAUGUUGAAGCUGGUAAACCAGUCAAAAGGUACAAGCUGUAUGAAAGCCAAUUACAAGCAGAAACUUCUGAUAUUCCAAGGGCAACUCUGUGGAGACAUAAAAAAAGAAAGAAAAAUAUGAUAUCCACAACUGACCACCAGGUGGAACAAGUAAUGGACACUGGCCACACUUUAAGUGAUUUCACAGCAGAAAUUCUAACAACUCAAUCAGAUAAAGUUUUUUGAACAUGAUAUGGAAAAUGAUAUGGAAAUGGUUUAUGACUCGACAGAUGAAAUACUUUUUGACUCAAAUGGUGAAAAUACUGAAUAUCUGAUAUCCGACUCAGAUACAUGUAUCUCAGACUCUGAAAGUUUAUCAACAGAACAGGAAAGUGAGUUGCCAGAAAUACAACCUGAAAUUUUUAAACACAAA